AUGGCUACCAACAUUACAUGGCAUCCUAAUUUAACAUACACCGAAAGGUCGGAAUUGAGAAAGCAAAACGGUGCAACAAUUUGGUUGACUGGUCUCAGCGCCUCAGGAAAAAGUACAAUUGCUUGUGCACUCGAGCAACUACUUCUUAAAGUUGGAGUAUCUGCAUACAGAUUGGACGGAGAUAAUGUCAGAUUUGGCCUCAACAAAGAUUUAGGAUUCUCAGAGAAGGAUAGGAAUGAAAACAUUCGCAGAAUCUCCGAGGUCUCCAAACUAUUUGCCGACUCCUGUACCAUAGCGAUUUCCUCCUUCAUCUCUCCUUACCGCAUUGAUCGUGAUAGCGCCAGAGCCUUACACAGAGAUGGCCACCUAAAAUUCAUUGAGGUCUUUGUUGAUGUUCCUCUUGAAGUUGCCGAGCAGAGAGAUCCAAAAGGCCUAUACAAAAAGGCGAGAGAAGGCGUUAUUAAAGAUUUCACUGGUAUAUCUGCACCUUAUGAAGCUCCAGAAAAUGCUGAAAUUCAUUUGAACACAGAGAAACAAUCAGUGGAAGAAUGCGCUCAGCAAAUCUUCGAGUACCUGAAAAAGGAUUCCAUAAUUUAA
Messenger RNA from Lachancea lanzarotensis, 597 nucleotides. RefSeq names its product LALA0S02e01992g1_1 (gene MET14). Gene Ontology annotation, biological process: sulfate assimilation. The transcript is spliced from 2 exons. Gene Ontology annotation, molecular function: adenylylsulfate kinase activity; ATP binding. NCBI's taxonomy places the organism in Eukaryota, Fungi, Ascomycota, Saccharomycetes, Saccharomycetales, Saccharomycetaceae. The record is from RefSeq and is a predicted model, not a curated record. The coding region runs from base 1 to 597 and encodes 198 amino acids.